Molecule: messenger RNA, 396 nt
Organism: Sphenostylis stenocarpa
Lineage: Eukaryota; Viridiplantae; Streptophyta; Magnoliopsida; Fabales; Fabaceae
Source: the annotation of a GenBank genome assembly
AUGGACAGCCACGAUCUUUCGCCGCCCCACGUGGACGCAUCUCGACCGUCUCUUGGCUUCCCCUUGGGCACUGCCCUUCUCUUGAUCCUCAUCUUCACCCUCAGCGGCGUCCUCUCUUGCUGCUACCACUGGGAUAGGCUCCGUUCCCUUCGUCGAUCUUUCUCUCGUUCCGAUCCCCAAAUGCAUUCCGAUUCCACCAAAUCUAAACACUCCAUGGAAUUCCGGCCAAACAGAGGGCAAAGCGUGCCGGUGUUGAUGCCAGGGGAUGAUGUGCCUAAAUUCUUAGCCAUGCCGUGUCCGUGCCAGCCUUCGAGGCCAGAAAACAUCGUUGUCACCGUCGAAUUGGAGAAGCCGCUGCCCAAACCACCGCAACUACCGGUCCCUUUCUAUUUGUAA